CUCCAUUCUUCUAGUUCGUUUCCCCGUAUACCAUGCUGGAUAGCACAGGUGGUGGUCAAAACACAAGCAUGCCUGCGGUCGCUCAUCAAAGGGGCUUUCGAUUGCGGGAAAAGGAGCUCCUGGAGAGUGUCGAAGUGAAGCGGAAGGCUACCGUGGCCCAGCUUUAUUUCCUCGACUACUACUUUCAACUAUUGGGAUAUCUCGCCGCGCGUAAAGAUCGUCGUCGAAGAUUCGACGAGAACACAGAUGCUCGUCAACUCUCCCCCGCCCAACAUGCCAAGGAAUGCAAAUCCUAUUACGGCUGCGAGCGCGUCGUUCUGCGGAAACGUAGGACCAAGCUGAAGGUUGACCAGUUCCAUAUCAUUGCGCAAGUUGGCCAAGGGGGGUACGGAGAGGUAUUUCUCGCUAGGAAGCAGGAGACAGGAGAAGUAUGCGCAUUGAAGAAGAUGCGCAAGCAGACCCUCUCCAAGAUGGACGAGGUCAGGCACGUCCUCAUUGAACGAGAUAUUUUGACGGCCACGAAGACACCGUGGCUUGUGCGCCUGCUGUACGCCUUCCAAGAUCCCUUAUACGUCUAUCUCGCAAUGGAGUACGUUCCGGGCGGCGAUUUCCGGACUCUACUCAACAACUCUGGUGUGUUGAAGGAGGAGCAUGCGAGAUUCUAUAUGAGUGAGAUGCUUGCGGCUGUCAACGAGUUGCACAAGCUUGGUUACAUCCACCGCGACCUCAAACCCGAGAACUUCCUUGUGGAUGGGAGUGGACACGUCAAGUUGACUGACUUCGGUCUGGCCACGGGUGCACUCAAUCCUCAGCGGAUCCAAUCACUCAGAAUCAAGCUGGACAAAGUCAGAGAGAAUGAGGUCAUUCGACGGUCCACGCUCGAGCGGCGGUCCAUUUACCGUUCCAUACGCAACCACGAUCCCCGCUACGCCGACUCCAUUGUGGGCUCACCGGACUAUAUGGCCCCUGAGGUGCUCCGCGGCAAAUCAUAUAGCUUCUCCGUAGACUAUUGGUCGCUGGGUUGCAUCCUUUACGAAUUCCUGGCCGGAUUUCCCCCGUUCAGCGGCAGCACGCCCGAAGAGACGUGGACGAACUUGAAGAACUGGACCAAAGUCCUCCAGCGACCGCACUACGACGAGCCGGAGAACCUCGUCUUCAACCUUACAGACGUUGCAUGGGACGCCGUCACGAAGCUCAUUGCUCACGCCAGCGUGCGCUUUGCCACGCUGUCCCAAGUGUCAAGUCACCCCUUCUUUGACGGCGUCAAGUGGGACGACCUCCGCUCUGUCGACGCGCCGUUCGUGCCUGCGCUUGACUCCGAGAUCGACACGGCCUACUACGACGACUUCACCUCCGCGGAGGACAUGGCGAAGUACGCCGAGGUGCGAGAAAAACAGCGGCAUGUCGACCAGGUGAAGGAGAAGGAUGAGUUGUGCACGCGUGGUGUGUGGGUGGGAUUUACGUUCGGGAAGAACGGGCCCAACGUGCGGGCCAUGAAUGCGAUGGGCGGAGGUGCGGACGGCCGUGAUGCGAUGCCGACGAUUUUCUAGCCCGGCUGUUAUAUCCCUUUUUUUCCCUUGAUACCCAUUCUUCUUGGAGUGACGAACCAUCAACGCUUUUUUGAAGAUUUUUCGCGUUCUUGCCGACAUUAUACAGUAUCAAAGCAAUAUUGCAGCACCUCAGCGCGCAUUCCCACUUUCGAUAACCCAUUACCCUAACAUCAUACGAAUGUCAAAGAAGAACAGAGAUCAGUCCAUAGUGGCUAGUAGCACAACAUCGAGAUCCGCUCUGUCAAGCUUCGGCCUUCUGUGUCUGCUCAGCUGGAGGAGCCGGGUUCUCCAGGUUAGCC
Molecule: messenger RNA, 1849 nt
Organism: Laetiporus sulphureus 93-53
Lineage: Eukaryota; Fungi; Basidiomycota; Agaricomycetes; Polyporales; Laetiporaceae
Product: kinase-like protein
Exons: 6
Coding region: 33-1550 (505 amino acids)
Biological process (GO): intracellular signal transduction; peptidyl-serine phosphorylation
Cellular component (GO): spindle pole body
Molecular function (GO): protein serine/threonine kinase activity; ATP binding
Source: RefSeq, a predicted model, not a curated record